AUGGCGGCCAGCAGGAGGCUGAUGCAGGAGCUUGAAGAAAUCCGCAAGUGUGGGACGAAAAACUUCCGCAACAUCCAGGUCGAUGAAGCUAAUUCGCUGACUUGGCAAGGGCUCAUUGUUCCCGACAACCCUCCCUAUGAUAAGGGGGCCUUCAGGAUCGAAAUCAACUUUCCAGCAGAGUACCCCUUCAAACCACCGAAAAUCACGUUCAAGACGAAGAUCUACCACCCGAACAUCGACGAGAAGGGGCAGGUGUGUCUGCCGGUGAUUAGUGCUGAAAACUGGAAGCCAGCAACCAAGACCGACCAAGUCAUCCAGUCCCUCAUAGUACUGGUGAACGACCCCCAGCCGGAGCACCCGCUCCGGGCUGACCUAGCCGAAGAAUACUCCAAGGGUAAAAAAUUCUGUAAGAAUGCUGAAGAAUUUACAAAGAAAUAUGGGGAAAAGCGACCUGUGGACUAA
Budorcas taxicolor (takin) is the source of this 462-nucleotide messenger RNA. RefSeq names its product ubiquitin-conjugating enzyme E2 L3-like. Lineage: Eukaryota; Metazoa; Chordata; Mammalia; Artiodactyla; Bovidae. The record is from RefSeq and is a predicted model, not a curated record.